This is a messenger RNA of Serinus canaria (Common canary), 1074 nucleotides long. It is a transcript of the gene ZMAT5, whose product is annotated as zinc finger matrin-type 5. Gene Ontology annotation, molecular function: zinc ion binding. The transcript is spliced from 6 exons. Gene Ontology annotation, cellular component: U12-type spliceosomal complex. Lineage: Eukaryota; Metazoa; Chordata; Aves; Passeriformes; Fringillidae. The record is from RefSeq and is a predicted model, not a curated record. The coding region runs from base 389 to 979 and encodes 196 amino acids.
AGCGUUGCGGGGUUACCGGGGGUCCCUAUGAGGCUCCCCUCGUCCCGUCCCGUCCGCCUUGUUCUCGGCGGCAUCCGCUGGGCAGCCCCAGGGUUGUGCGGUGAAACCGGCCCGGCCGUGUCUGGGGCGGGACGCAGACGGGGCUGGAGCCUGAGGGUGGCGGGGCGGGACGGCUGAGGGGGCCGAGACACCCCGGGCCUGUCCUGCUUUGCCCUGCCCGGUUGUCCGGCCAAGGGUGACAGGGACAGGAAGGAGGCUGCGGUCACUGCCCUCAGCUGACCCCCGGAAGCAGGCACUGUAAAUCCUGGAUCCUCUGUUCCCAUGGCUGGGUGCUGAGGAGCUGCCUGAUGACCUAAGGACAUGCUGAUGCUGUUUUGCCAGAAGACAGAUGGGCAAAAGGUACUUCUGUGACUACUGUGACAGGUCCUUCCAGGACAACCUGCACAACAGGAAGAAACACCUCAAUGGAGUGCAGCAUCUUCGGGCCAAGAGAGUCUGGUACGACUUAUUCCGAGAUGCUGCUGCUAUCCUGCAGGAAGAGCAAACCAAGAAACCUUGUCGGAAGUUUCUGCAAACAGGACAGUGUGAUUUUGGGUCCAACUGCAGAUUUUCCCACAUGACAGAGCAGGACCUGGAGAAGCUGAGUGCCCAGGUUCAAGGGGAGAAGAGGCUGAAAGAGCUGCAGAGGGAGGGAGCAGAUAUCCCACCCGGCACCAUUGAGGACUGGCUGGACAAGAGAGCCCAGAAGCUGAACGCAGCUCAGAGUAGCAGCAGCCGCAGUGAUCCGUCGCCUCUGCGGCAGAGCAGGGACACGGCUGGGACCCCGCUCCGGCAUCCCGCCUGCUCCGGCAUCCCACCUGCUCCGGCAUCCUGCCUGCUCCGGGAUCCUGCCUGCUCUGGGAUCGGGAGCUGCCAUUCCAAACCUGCCCCAAGAAAUCCGUUCUGCCGAUUCCCAUUAAAAUUAAUUGAGCAGCUUUGAAACGCUGAGUUUGGGGGAUGGCGUUAUUCCUUUUAUCUAAUUUUUUCUUUUACAUUAUUGUAUUUUCUGGCAAAUUAAAUUGUCCUUUUCUUCUU